Quercus lobata is the source of this 2663-nucleotide messenger RNA. RefSeq names its product pentatricopeptide repeat-containing protein At2g13600. The record is from RefSeq and is a predicted model, not a curated record. Gene Ontology annotation, biological process: RNA modification. The coding region runs from base 232 to 2352 and encodes 706 amino acids. The transcript has a single exon. Gene Ontology annotation, molecular function: protein binding; RNA binding. NCBI's taxonomy places the organism in Eukaryota, Viridiplantae, Streptophyta, Magnoliopsida, Fagales, Fagaceae.
UGUUAUGAGUGGCACACGUAAACCCAUUAACACAACGGUCGGCUAAGCAAAAAGACGCGGGGAACCAUAGUCUUAAAAAGCAACAGGAAUUUGAAAAAUCUUCAUAUAUGGAAUUGGAAAUGAAAGCUCAAAAACCACGCUUUCUUUCACUUUCAUAUUCAUUGAGUUUCAGAGCAUUCCCAAACCUCAGCGAAACAUGCCCAUGAACCUGUCUCCUUCACAGAGAAUGGAAUGGGUACCAGUAGACAUGGCCUGCUCAAAAAACUCGUGGUGGGCGACCUCUCUUUCCUCGACUCAUCGCCUUUCGCAAAGCUCUUGGACUCUUGCGUCAAAUCAAAGUCGGCACACGACACGCGCCGCAUACACGCACGUAUCAUCAAGACCCAGUUUUCCUCUGAAGUUUUUAUCCAGAACAGGCUCAUUGAUGUAUAUGGAAAAUGUGGCUGUUUGGGAGAUGCACGCAAAGUGUUCGAUCAAAUGCCUGAGAAGAACACUUUCACUUGGAAUUCCAUUAUAACUGCGUUAACGAAAUUGGGUUUUCUAGAUGAGGCUGUGCAGGUUUUUGGGUCGAUGCCUGAGCAGGACCAAUGCUCGUGGAACUUGAUGGUUGCAGGUUUUGCACAACAUGAUCGUUUUGAUGAAGCUUUGGAGUAUUUUGUUAGGAUGUAUAGGGAGAAUUUUGUGCCUAAUGAGUACUCAUUUGGUAGUGCUCUUAGUGCUUGUUCGGGUCUGAUGGAUUUGAAAAUGGGUAUUCAAAUUCAUUCUUUGGUCUCGAAAUCACGGUACUCUUUGGAUGUUUAUAUGGGGUCUGCUCUUGUUGACAUGUAUUCUAAAUGUGGGAGCGUGGCUUGUGCUCAAAGAGCUUUUGAUGGGAUGAAUGAACGGAAUAGAGUUUCUUGGAACAGCUUGAUUACAUGCUAUGAGCAAAAUGGUCCCGCAAGUGAAGCUUUGGAGGUUUUUGUGAGGAUGAUGGAUUGUGGGAUUGAACCCGAUGAGGUCACUCUAGCUAGUGUGGUCAGUGCAUGUGCGAGUUUGUCAGCAAUUAGAGAAGGUAUACAGAUUCAUGCCCGUGUUGUGAAAUGCAACAAAUUUAGGGAUGAUCUUGUUUUGGGAAAUGCAUUGGUUGAUAUGUAUGCAAAAUGUAGUAGAAUCACUGAAGCCAGAUGGGUUUUCGAUAGGAUGCCAAUUAGGAAUGUGGUGUCUGAAACCUCCAUGGUAAGUGGGUAUGCAAAGGCAGCAAGUGUGAAAGCUGCAAGGUUAAUGUUUACAAAGAUGAUGGACCGGAAUGUAGUAUCUUGGAAUGCACUUAUUGCAGGAUAUACACAGAAUGGGGAGAAUGAAGAGGCGCUUAGACUUUUCCUCCUCCUAAAGAGGGAAUCUAUUUUGCCAACCCAUUACACCUUUGGGAAUCUACUCAAUGCUUGUGCCAAUCUCGCUGAACUGCAGCUGGGCAGACAGGCUCAUAGUCAUGUUUUGAAGCAUGGAUUUCGCUUUCAAUCUGGAGAGGAGAGUGACAUUUUUGUGGGAAACUCUCUUGUCGAUAUGUACAUGAAAUGUGGAUCAGUUGAAGAUGGAAGCCGGGUAUUUGAAAAUAUGGUGGAAAGGGAUUAUGUCUCUUGGAAUGCCAUGAUAGUGGGACACGCACAAAAUGGUUAUGGAACUGAAGCUCUACAAAUUUUCCAGAAAAUGUUGGCAUCUGGAGAGAAAGCAGACCAUGUCACGAUGAUUGGUGUUCUAUGUGCUUGCAGUCAUGCUGGGCUGGUUGAGGAGGGGCGUCAUUAUUUCCACUCAAUGAGCAUAGAGCAUGGUUUGGCUCCAUUGAAGGACCAUUAUUCAUGUAUGGUUGAUUUACUCGGUCGAGCUGGAUGCCUUGAUGAAGCAAAGAGUUUGGUAGACACAAUGCCAAUGCAGCCUGAUGCUGUUGUUUGGGGAUCUUUACUUGCUGCUUGUAAGGUCCAUAAGAACAUAAAGUUAGGGAAGUAUGUGGCAGAGAAUCUCUUAGAGAUUGAUCCUUUGAACUCCGGACCUUAUGUUCUUCUCUCAAACAUGUAUGCUGAGCAAGGAAAAUGGAAGGAUGCUAUGAAAGUUAGAAAACGGAUGAGACAACAGGGAGUUAAAAAGCAGCCAGGUUGCAGUUGGAUUAAAAUCCAGAGUAAUUCACAUGUUUUUAUGGUGAAAGAUAAUAGGCAUCCUCAGAGGAAGGAGAUCUAUUUACUUUUGAAGAUGCUCACGGAACAGAUGAGGAGAGCUGGUUAUGUGCCAGAUGAUGGUGACCAUGAGGCCUUUGAUGAGCAGAGUGAAUCUGAAUUCACCUUAUGUUAUGAAAUGGAAAUGGCGGUGGAUGUUGGUUGAAUUCAGAUGCUUUGUUCCCGGUAUCCUCUUUCACCAACAUCCAAUUGAUUUUUUUCUCGACUUUUGGAAUGGAUAAAUUACCCUUUUUUUCAUAAGUUUAAGCCAUUAGGAAAUGGUGAAUUUAAUCAUUUAAUCUAAUCGGAAUGAAUAAGUACUUACCAAAAAAAGUUUUAGAACUAAUAAGCAAGUUAUAGUAGUCAGUAGUUCUCAUAACUGUAAUGCUUAAAUGUUGUACCAUUACACAUUAUUCAGAAAGACAGCUACUACUCUUGAACUUAAAUUACUUUGAUUAUCAAAAAAUACUUAAAAUA